AUGUGGCUUACAUGCACGGAUAAUCCUCCUGCUACUGAUAGCAUUGGCAAUACACGCCUGGAUGAAGAGAACCCUUCUGCAGAGAUCGAGGACUCGGACCAGUCAACAGGGCAGGCCCCUCCCGAUUCUAUUGGUAAAACCAACCCCGAUCCAGCAGAGUCAACCGCCGAUGUGACUCCGCCCAUUUCUUUUAGCAAAUCCACCACCCUUUCUCCUGCCCCUGCUCUAGUAACAACCGUAGCAGCGGCAAAGGCUUCUCCUUCAACACCCUCUUCGUCGGUAUCGUCUUCUACGGGUAUCUCGGGCACAGACUCUACCAACAUCAUUGCAGGUGCGGACCCGCGCAAAGUUCCCAGCAGACUGUCCAUGACCUACCCAAAACCAAACCAGGCCAACCCACCUCUCUUUGCGAUCGGGAAUUCAAUCGAUUUUACAUGGGAGUUUGACAAGCCUACUCUGACAGCUCCACCUGCCAACCUCACCCUCCAGAUAACCCUGAACAGCGAUGCGACAAUGGUCUGGCCCAUAGCCAACAUUUCGGGCACAGCGACCUCGUACACGUGGAACACGGCCAACAUCAGAACUCCGUCCAACCUCCUCAUGGGCAUGUACACCCUCAAUAUCUUCGACGCCAAAAUUGGGAAACUAGGCGCUGCUAACGGUGGCCAGCUCAUCCCGAACUCUGACCUUCGAUUCGGCCUCUAUGUUCCUGAAUCAAGGAUCCCUGGAGCAAACAAGGUACAAUGCGGCACUUGUGAACUUGCGAGUUCCUCGGCCCCACUUUACGUUCAAAGACAGGUCAUCAUCCCAUUUUUGAUUGCCAAUAUCAUGACCCUGGUCAUGACAUUUACAUAG
Molecule: messenger RNA, 855 nt
Organism: Linnemannia hyalina
Lineage: Eukaryota; Fungi; Mortierellomycota; Mortierellomycetes; Mortierellales; Mortierellaceae
Source: the annotation of a GenBank genome assembly